AUGGCAGAUUUAUUACCUAAUUUUUUGGCAGCAUAUUAUCAAGUUGCUUCGUUCUUGUGCUUCAUAAUAUUGAUAUCAACAAUAUAUCAAAUAAAACAAAUAAGUGCAUUUCUAUCAAGGAGUAAAUGGCCAGAAAUACCAGACUUGCCACACCAAAGAGAGAAGUUUGGUAGACUGGAAGAUGUCUCAAAUGAACAAACUCGUAACUCUGGAACUUUUAUAGUACCUGAUACCUCAGCUAAACACUUUACACCGACCGUUUGGAUACAUAAAGCUUCAAAUUAUGUUAUUGAUGUAAAUUUAAUUGCUGUCAUAGAUAUAUAUGAUAGAAGUGCCUAUAUAGCGUUGGCUAAUGCUGCAUUCAUAUUUCCAUUAGCAACUCGUAAUUCAAUAUUCUUGACAUUAUUUGGUUUUCCAUUCGAACGCCUUAUAAGGUUUCAUCGUUGGGUUGGCAGAACGAUCUUUAUAUUGAUCACUUUUCAUGCCUCAUACCAAUUUCAAACAAGCUACACUGUAACAAAUUCUUUCAAUGCUACACUUAUGGAUGACAAAACAUAUUUAUGGGGGUUCUUAGCUUACCUAUCACUUUUCAUAAUAACGAUAACUUCUCACUCUGUAUUUCGAUUUAAAGCAAAGAACAUAGUAUCAAUUGAGGCAAUACAAUCAGGUGUAACAAAAGUGGUAUUCGAAUAUAAUAGUUAUUAUUCAGCCGGCCAAUACAUGUUUAUCAAUAUUCCAAAUUUAAAUUCUCCUUUGUCCUGGUUCACCUGGCAUCCUAUUUCUUUUUCAUCAUCAGAAAGUGUCCAAGACGUGGGUGAUACCCAUAAAGCAAGUUUUCAUAUGAAGUGUCUAGGCGGAUUCACAAAACAACUAUAUGCUGGAGCACAAGAAGGCAACGAGUACGGUAAAUCAAAAUUGAAGUUAAGAGUAGAUGGUCCCUAUGGAAAAGUGUCAAUUGAUUUUAUACGGUAUAGAACCGUCAUAUUGAUUGGUUCUGGAAUAGGUGUUACUCCAAUGAUGAGCAUACUAAAAGAUUUGGUUGAUAGACAAGUUUCGAGUAUGCCAAUCACAACUCAAGCUAUCUAUUUCUAUUGGAUUAUACCUGAUAUAGAUUGUUAUUCUUGGUUCGGUAGCGAAUUACGAAAUUUAAUUUCAAGAGCCAAAGCAUUGCCCUCAAAUAAAUAUCUUCUUGACCUAAAAAUAUUUUUAACAAGAUCAACUACAACACCUUCCUCGAUCUUCUUUCAAGGUAGACCCAACUUUGAUGUUAUAUUCAGCGACGUCAAAACAUAUCAUGGUUCUGGUGAUAUUGCCGUUGGAGUUUGUGGUCCUGGACCUAUGAGAACACAAGUUAGAAAUGCUGCCGUUGCUCAAAGUGACGAGACUUGUUUAUUCAAAGUUCAUUAUGAAACUUUUGAAUUAUAA
This is a messenger RNA of Entrophospora candida, 1425 nucleotides long. The record is from the annotation of a GenBank genome assembly. Lineage: Eukaryota; Fungi; Glomeromycota; Glomeromycetes; Entrophosporales; Entrophosporaceae.